Molecule: messenger RNA, 738 nt
Organism: Thlaspi arvense
Lineage: Eukaryota; Viridiplantae; Streptophyta; Magnoliopsida; Brassicales; Brassicaceae
Source: the annotation of a GenBank genome assembly
AUGUCAUUGGAAUACGCAGCUGGUGGUACUCUGAGCAAUUUCAUCCACUUCAUCCACAGACACAACGGAAAGCUGCCUGAUUCGGUUAUCAAAGACUUCACUCGGAUGACUCUUCAAGGAUUGGUCUCGGUCCAUCAUCGCGGUUAUGUCCACUGCGACCUUAAACCGGAUAAUCUCCUUCUCUUUCCGUGUUACGAUAAAGAUAUGUGGGAUUGUUCGUAUGAACUGAAGAUUGCGGAUUUCUGGUUGUCGUUAAUGGCCGGAGAGGAAGAAUCUGAUUGUUGGAAAAUCGACUCUCCGUUUGUGGGGACCCCUGUGUACAUGUCGCCGGAAUCAGUCGACGAUGGUACCGUCGAGAAAGCCCUAGAUUUGUGGUCCUUGGGUUGUAUCGUGUUGGAGAUGUAUACCGGUAGACAUCCAUGGUUUGGGGUUAAUCUCAAUGAUCUUCAAGGGCUUUUAGCCGACGGAAACGCACCGGAGAUUCCAGAGACGGUGCCGUUGGAUGCAACGCAGUUUCUGGAGAAGUGUUUCGCAAUAAAACCUAAAGACAGGGGAAGUGCUUCGGAGUUGCUGUUGCAUCCGUUUUUGAUAAGAGAGAUGAACAUGGCUGAUGUCGCCGGCAGAGCGACAAGGCCGAUGGGGAUGAGAAUCAGAAAACCUCCGCUAAAAAGUGAAGAUUCUUCCUCCGAGACCUCCCGUUCAUUAGUUUACUCCAAAUUAGUUACCGCUGUUACUUAG